Molecule: messenger RNA, 1620 nt
Organism: Anopheles cruzii
Lineage: Eukaryota; Metazoa; Arthropoda; Insecta; Diptera; Culicidae
Gene: Lim3
Product: LIM/homeobox protein Lhx3
Exons: 7
Coding region: 1-1620 (539 amino acids)
Biological process (GO): regulation of transcription by RNA polymerase II; neuron differentiation
Cellular component (GO): nucleus
Molecular function (GO): DNA-binding transcription factor activity, RNA polymerase II-specific; RNA polymerase II transcription regulatory region sequence-specific DNA binding
Source: RefSeq, a predicted model, not a curated record
AUGUCUGUGUGUGUUUCGAGUGCCGGUGUUACCCUCGGUGUGGACGCGAUGUCCCUGUCCCAGAUGACACUGCCGUCCGCAAUGAUGCUUCCCCUGGCACACUCUACACUGGGCGGCGGCACCCACACGCUGCUGGGUCAACCGAUGGCGAACGGGAUCGGAAUCGGGAUCCCGGGAGGUUCGACUGUGGCGGCCAUACUCGAUGGCAGCAGUCCAUCGCUGGGAUCAUCGAACGGAAUGCAUAACAACAGCAGCGCCAGCAACGGACACGGCUCUAGCAACAGUCUCACGGCUCACGGCGCGUCAGGACGCCCAGGUGUGGCCGGGGCCGGGGAGCUCGGGGAUCAUCAUCCAAAUCCCGAAAUGCUAUUGGCACUGAUAGCACGUAACAAGGCCCUCGAAGCGACGAUCCCAAAGUGUGGCGGCUGCCACGAGCUCAUCCUAGACCGCUUCAUACUGAAGGUGUCCGAUCGGACGUGGCACGCCAAGUGUUUGCAGUGCAGCGAGUGUCGGGUGCAGCUGAACGAGAAGUGUUUCGCCCGCAAUGGGCAGCUGUUUUGCAAGGACGACUUCUUCAAGCGCUACGGAACGAAAUGUGCUGCCUGUGAUCUGGGCAUUCCGCCAACGCAAGUCGUCCGCCGGGCACAGGACAACGUCUAUCAUCUGCAGUGCUUCCUGUGUUCCAUGUGCUCCCGGCAGCUGAACACGGGCGACGAGUACUACCUGAUGGAGGACUGUAAACUCAUCUGCAAGCCCGAUUACGAGGCAGCCAAGGCGAAAGGGCUCUACCUUUCCGAUGGUUCACUCGACGGAGAAUCGUCCAAUAAGCGGCCACGGACCACCAUAACCGCCAAACAGCUGGAAACGCUGAAAAGCGCCUACAAUAGCAGUCCGAAACCCGCUCGUCAUGUACGGGAACAGUUGUCCCAGGACACCGGUCUCGAUAUGCGUGUGGUGCAGGUUUGGUUUCAAAACAGACGAGCGAAAGAGAAAAGACUCAAGAAGGACGCAGGACGGACGCGAUGGAGUCAGUACUUCCGGUCGAUGAAGGGAACUUCGUCGCCUCCCGAUAAGCUGCUCGACAAGGACGAGCUCAAGAUUGACCUCGACAGCUUCAGCCAUCACGACCUUAGUAACGAUAGCUACAGUACGUCCAAUAUGGGUCUGGAAGAUGGGGCCUCUCCGCACAGUGCCCGAGGGUCCUACAUCCACGGCAACGGGAGUCCUCCGCCGUACCUCUCUAGCCACUCGCCUCCGCCCAUGGGACCCGGCCACCCGUACGGAUCCUACCCGGACAAUAUCGUCUACACGCCACUAGGUCAACCCCUAAGCUCACUGCACCCUGGAGCUCGCCCCCCUGGGCUGCACGGUAGCGCAGUGUCCGACCUCAGCAACGAUUCUAGUCCCGCGACCGGCUAUCCGGACUUUCCGCCGAGUCCCGACUCCUGGCUCGGCGACUGUCCACCGCAGACGCAACUUCCUUCCGGCGCAGCAGGCACCACGGGCACCGGCGGCAGCACCGGCACUCCGGUGACACCGGCCCCAACCCAACAAUCUCAGCCGCCGCCGAUCGGCGCACAGCAGAACGGCACCUCCGGAUUGCACUACGGGUCGCACUAA